Molecule: messenger RNA, 1248 nt
Organism: Eremomyces bilateralis CBS 781.70
Lineage: Eukaryota; Fungi; Ascomycota; Dothideomycetes; Eremomycetales; Eremomycetaceae
Product: catecholamines up
Exons: 3
Coding region: 1-1248 (415 amino acids)
Biological process (GO): zinc ion transmembrane transport; intracellular zinc ion homeostasis
Cellular component (GO): membrane
Molecular function (GO): zinc ion transmembrane transporter activity
Source: RefSeq, a predicted model, not a curated record
AUGGGUCGUAUUCCUUGGAGCCGUGCACUGGUCGCAUUUAUGCUGCUAUGGUUUGCCCAUUCAAGUCUGGCUGCGGUUGAUAGUCCGUCACGCGACCCCUUAUCCGCGCUCUCCAGUGUCCAGAUCGAAGAAAAGCUACACAAAUGCCCCCUCGUCCAGCAACUGGACCAAGAAAAGCUCGCGAGCGCCGAUCAAUCCGGCAGCCUCUCCUCGCAGAUCUUCUCCGUCCUCUUCCCCGGCAGCCCCGCCACCAACGCCCUCCUUGCAACCCUCUACAUCUCUGGGCCCCCGAACUUCCUCCUGGCGCUCUGCCCCCCGACCAUCGACCCCUCCUCCCUAAGCGUGAUGGUCGCGUUCGCCGUGGGCGGGCUUCUGGGCGAUACGUUGUUCCAUCUCCUGCCGGAGAUUUUCCUUGGAGAGGACUCGCCGGAGCACGUACGGUUCGUGAUGGUGGAGCCGAAUCGGAACUUGCUGUUGGGGGUGGCGAUCAUGGUAGGGUUCCUGACGUUUGUGGCGAUGGAUAAGGGGUUGCGGAUCGCGACGGGUGGGGCGGGACAUGAGCAUGGGCAUGGGCAUGGGCAUGGUGCUGAGAAAGAUAUGUCGACGGCUGUUGCUACGGGAGUUGAAAAACAUGAUGGAACGCGGUCCCGAAAGGGGGGGAAAGUGUCAAAGGGCAAUUCCAAAGAUGGUAAGGGUUCAGAUACUAGAAAAGAUCCUUCGCCUAGCAUCAAGCUUAGUGGUUACUUAAACCUGAUUGCCGACUUCACCCACAACAUAACGGAUGGCCUUGCCAUGUCUUCCUCAUUCUACGCAUCCCCAACCCUCGGCGCGACCACUGCCAUGGCCGUAUUCUUCCAUGAAAUCCCCCACGAAGUCGGCGACUUCGCCCUCCUGAUCCAGUCCGGCUUUUCCAAACGUGCCGCCAUGGGCGCCCAAUUCAUCACCGCCUUCGGCGCCCUCCUAGGCACCCUAAUCGGCAUCGCCGUCCAAGAACUCGGCGGCUCCAGCAGCGGCGUCACGGCGGAUGCGGGCGCGUUGUCCCCCGGGAUUCUGGGGACCAGUCUCCGGUGGGGCGAUAUGCUGCUGCCGUUCACGGCGGGGACGUUUCUCUACGUCGGCACGGUUGCGGUGAUUCCGGAGUUGCUGGAGACGGGGCCGGAUCGGGGGCAGGAGCUGAAGAAGACGGUGACGCAAUUUUUGGCGAUGUUUGUGGGUGCGGGGAUUAUGAUCGCUAUUUCGUGGUCAUGA